AUUAUGAUGUUAUUAUUUAGUUAUGUUGUUGCUUGGUUACAUUUGAUGCCUCCGCACGUGGGAAGCUACCGGUUUGAAAGAUGCGGCUUCACUUGCUUUUCUGCACCAAGAUGGCAAGAAUCAGACGAAUGGAGAAAGCUGUUUGCUGGAGCGAUGACAGAUACUGGGCAACUUGGGACAAGUGGGGAGAGGUGAUUGACUGGGGAGAUGAGAAAGAGCUGUGCUCCCCAGCAGAAUCACCUUCUGACCAGGCUGACAGUUCCACUGAGUCACAUUCCCGAAGGCGAAUUGCCAAGGCAGUUAGCUGGACGGAUGAUGCUUAUUGGGCAGCCUGGGACAAGUGGGAAGAGAUCAUCUGCUGGGGUGAUGAAGAGGAGUGCUCCCAAGUAACUCCACCCACUAGCCAGCUUGGGAGGGAUAAGGGGAUAGAUGUACAUGGGUUGGAGGCUUUUGUGAUAAAUAACAGGACAAUCUCCAUAAAGCCUGUAGACAACCAUCAAGACAGUCUGAAGAUAGGAGCUGUGCUGGUAGACCUCUGCCAGUUUGAUCUCGAAUAUUUAGAUCAAAGUAAAUUUAAUUUUGAAAUUGUGCAAGUACAAAUUGGAGAAGUUGAAGUGGAGGAGACUAGAGAAAAGGCUUUUGAAAAAGCAUUUGAAUUGGAAAUUGUGGAUGUGGCAGUAGAAGUUAUAAACAGUGAAUUCCAGCCGAAUGCUAUAAAUUUGGAUAUUGUUGAAACUAAGGUGGACAAAUUAUUAUUGGAAGAACUGAUCGUUGGCGAUUUAGAAGCAGGCAAUGUGAAGGUGUCAGUAUCAAAUGGCAAUGUGGUGAAGGUACCCUUAAGGUACCCUUCACCACAGAGGAACAGAAGGACCAGGCAACCUUAGACCAUACUCUCUGGUGGUUGACUCGUGGCAACUGGACUUGUCUCUGAAACUUAGAAACGUUUCGCUGCUCAUCCAAUCAGCUUCUUCAGACUGAGGGAGGUAGUAAGUGUCCACAUAUUUAUCCUCCUGGGUAAGUAGUAUAAGGGGGCUCGUUGAGUGAAACAAAGUGGGGGGGGGGAGUUGCGGGUAGAUGUAACCAGUCCCUCCUACUCCAGUAGAGUGGGUCGUUAAGGGUGGUCCACCUGG
Messenger RNA from Brienomyrus brachyistius, 1130 nucleotides. RefSeq lists its product as uncharacterized. Lineage: Eukaryota; Metazoa; Chordata; Actinopteri; Osteoglossiformes; Mormyridae. The transcript has 2 exons. The record is from RefSeq and is a predicted model, not a curated record. Bases 81 to 884 code for a protein of 267 amino acids.